UGAUAGCCUACUCCACAUAUGCAAAGCUAAUAUGAGAGUUAAAGCUUGUGACUUAAAUUUGAUAUUUCGCGUUUUACAUUUUAACUCCUUCUGCACAUGUACUCGGUCUCCCCUAGUGGAGGUAAUUUAUCUUAAAAUUUAGCCAGUUCUGUCAACAAGUAAAUCACGAACGUAAUUGUGUGAUCACCCACGAUACUGUGGUGUAAUGGAGUUUUCGGUGGAAUUUCGAGGUGGGCUAGUGCAUAUUAUCCUGAAAGAUGGUGGAUUUUAAAAACAUUUUGUUGGGUGAAAUUUCAAACGUUCUGCCAACUUUUCCCUGUGGUCCAGUCUCGCGACAGACGCUUGCUAGGGUCGCCGCCAUAUUAUUUCACGGUUACUAGCUUGCUAACUGUUUCAUUGCUUAUCUUAUCUUAAACUUGAAAUUAAAAUAGUUGUGACUGGUAAAAUUGGAAGAUCUGUCAGUUUCUGAAAUAGCGGGGAGAGAUGGGGGCUAUGAUGUAGCACGCGUAACCCACUCCUCUAACAAACCACAGAAGCACACCGUGGACGGUGCUGUUCAUUCCCCUUAUGCGAAGUUUCUUCUCGUUUUCCCGUCACAUCCCCGGCCCAUCCCCGACCCUGUGGAGAUGAAGUUACGGUGUAUUGAGUGUUGAAGGUGGCCCGUGGAGAGGCAGGUCAAACGGAGAGUUUCAGGCUGUGAGGAUAGCCAUGCCCUCACUGAGGGUACAGUCAGGGUGGAGCAAUUGCAUCUGAGCCCAGGGCAGACACAUGGCCCACGGUGGCCAACAGGGCGAUAUUCAGGUUUUGCAGGACCUGCAACGGAAAUCACUGGAAGUGCCAAAGGGUGUUGUGCAGUGCUUACUGCAGAACAACAGUUCUGAUGCCUGUUCAAAGUGCCUGUCCCAGACUAGUUCUGACUUCCUCCGUGGCGAAGCAAGCCUCAACCUCUCAGACAAGUCCGGCCUCUCAAAAUUGCAAAACCACAUGUCUCGGCUGCACCUGGGCCUCCGGACUCAGAAUGUGUAUGUGCCCCCAUUGCGGGACGGCCCAAGGAUAAAUGGCAGUAAGACCCUGUCCCACAGCUUGAGUGAUGGUGCCAUCCAGACUAAACAGCUAAACAGUAAGCUCCUCCAGCAGCAGUCCUCCCAGCCACCCCCCCUGCAGAUGCCCACAGACCUCAGCGUUUUCGAGUUGAUGGAUGCUACGCCAAGCACGCAGCCAUCUGGGCUGGACCAGCUUGGUGGGAAAGGACACCUGGUGGGCCCCCAUCAAGCACCCCGAUUCAGUCCCAUUACAGUCACCCUGGCCCCCAAUGUUCAGACCAGUCGCAAAAUGCCCACCUCUUUACGGAUACAUGGUGGGCCCCAGCCUAGUAAGAAUAGUCCAAGUAACUCCAUUUACAUCAGGCCUUAUGUCAGUCAGUCUGGAAUGGGUCAGCCCUUAUUGCAGCAGGCCAGCAGGUCCAAGUGCAGCUGGGUUUCCCAACAGGAAGAGCAGCAGCGGGUGUCUUACCCUUUCACCUCCUCCUGCUCCUGGAUGCUGUCCUCAGCCCACAGCACCUCACAUACCUUGCUGCCUCAGUCACAGGGUCACCAGAUGCUGCACGUCUACAUGCCAGUAAGCUCACCCAUCAACCUUCAGACGCCAUCCCUCCUCCAGGGUCCUCCCGUAGCCCAGCCAGCCUCAAGUGCCUCCUCCACCUCUUCUUCCUCCUCCUCCUCUUCUUCCCAACAGUGCAAUGUCCAGAACAUUUUCACCGGGCCACGGAAAAACCAAAUCGAAAUAAAACUCGAGCAGCCCCAGCGGAAUAACUCUGCUGCUGCCAUACUGUGGUCAGGUAGUAGCCCGUCUUGCACUGUCUCCUCCUGCCCCUCUACUGCUUCCAUUAUUGGGACCACAACCUCUUUUCAUUGCAUUACCUCUACUCCCCUAUCUGCUGGUGGCCCAGGCCUAAGCCACAGUCAGCCAAUGGUCUACAUUUCUGCCAGCACAACCGCUGCCACCCCCAAUGAGGCAGUCGUCACAACCGCCUCCGGCUCCCAGCCCCCCUUCUACAUUUCCACCAAUACCUCGGGGGGCGAGGCCAGUAGAUGCCGGAACUCACCAACUGUCUACAUCUCAGCCAAUCCUCCUCUGCAUGGGAGCCCAUUAGGCUUCCGAAAUAUUCCGGCGCCGGUCAGCAUGGGCCCAGCCUACAUCCACCACCACCGACCCAGCUCCCGGGCCUCUGCGGGCAUAGGAGGGGGCACUGUUCCCUCUCCCCAUUUUGUGGUCAGCCAUCCCAACACCAAGUACACUUUCAAAAUCACUGUGUCCCCAAACAAGCCUCCGGCUGCGCUUCCUGGGGUGGCCCCCCUCGCCCUUGAACAUGUCAAUCUUUACAGCUUGCCCUCAAACCUCUGUGUUGAGCCAGAGCCACAUCAUCUCUCAGACCCACUGUCCACAUGCAGGGAGAAACCCAAUGAGGUACGACGACUUAGUGUGGGCUCUGAUGACCUGGCCUACAGUCAAGCUCUGUGUCUGCACCAGAAGGCCCGUAUGGAAAGACUGGUGCGGAAGCUGGAGGUACAGAGGCACGAGGUGGAGAAGCUGAAGGAGGAGGUCCAUGAUUUGGAGAGCAACCUUGUGCAGAGACGGCUCCAGAGAUCCAGUUCCACCUCCAACACCCCCUUCAUGGAGGAGAUGCAGCAGUUGCGUUGCAGAAACAGAAUGCUCCAGAUCGACAUUGACUGCCUAACCAAAGCAACUGACCUCCUUCAGACUAAAGCAUGGCAAGAUUUUGCUUUAGCCAGGCUGAUGAGUUUAGCAAAAUUAGAGUUGACAUUUAAAAGCCCAAAGACUAUAAAAGGCAUUGAGGAAGAUGAGGGGACAGAAUGGAGCUGUACAGCCUGCACUUUCCUUAAUCACCCUGCCCUCCUCCACUGUGAACAGUGCGAGUUUCCUCAGCAUUUCUGAGCCCCAUGGUAGUGGGGUGCAGAAAAAGACGUUCCUUGGAUUUACAAACAUGAACCAUGCUUGGAGGAGGCGUUUUUCUCAUUUUCUCCACCAAGAAGAAGACAUGAGUGGGGCUUUGACUGAAAUCCCCUUCGUCUCAAAGGUUUUAUGGUCGCCGUCUUUAGGUUCAGUGCAUUUUUGAUCUGUGUUACUGAAUAAUGGUGGACUUGUACAUGCCCUAGCCUGGGGGAGGUGUGCUCAUGUAAGAUCUUGCACUAACGCAUGCAUAACAUCUUAGCUCAUUGGUUUUGCUCACAGCUGUCUGACGUUCAUCGGAAAGAAGUGUUUCUCAAUGUGAUGGGUAUCUUUUAGCAUUAGCAUUUAUCAUUAACACUAAUACAUAUUGUACAUAAUUGCAAUUAUUGCCUUAUCGUCAAACUCCGCAUAAAUAUUCAAGACAGCAGUACUCGGUCUAAUAGGUAAAACUCGCACACAAUUGCAGGGCUUCAGUUAUUUUGGGAACAAGAAAUACAUUCCACUAUAGUCACUGUCCCAAGUGACUGAAUCCUUCUUCAUUCUUACUGUACAUUUGCCCAUCUUGGUUUGAUUUCACUCUCUCAAACUUGGAAACCCUCUAAUUUGUUGCAGUAAAUGCUCAUCAGUUAUCACAGACCAAUUGGCAGACCCAUCCUGAGAGCUACUGCAUUUGCCAUUGGAGAAUCACACUGUGUGGAAAUCAAUAGUGAGCAAAGGGAACAGACAAACUGAGCCAUGUUGCACUGAACAUAAUCCAAUCACUAAGUAGAACAUUCCACAAUUGUAAUGGAUUUGUUGAAGGCCUUUAAUGAGUGCUGUAAAUACUGGUGCUUGAGCUGGCCUGUCUUGUUUAAGAACUGAAUGAGGGAUAACUAGGAUGCAUGGUAUUAAAGGAAAAAUUCACAAUUUAAUCUUUGUUAUUAUAUGUUUAUUGUAGUAGUAAUUCAACCUGUAUAUCUUCGUUAGUAUUCCCAUUUGUUAAAAGGUGAUUUUCUAAAAUUCACACAUGGAGAAACUGGUCUUCCUAUUUGGCAUUGAAAUACAAUUCCCAUCUACUAUUUCACUGAACUAUGGGAGCUUGAGGCACAGAAACAUGGAAAUGGCUACAUGCACUCCCUUUCAAGAUAAAGUUUAAAAGAUGGGAAAAUCACGUUGACACACCAAAAUUCUUGAAAGACGGUGGAUAAGUGCAUGCGUGUGUAUAGACAAGCAUUUUUAAUUUGUAAAGAUAAUGACAAAUAGCUGAGACCACUAGUGGUGGUCUAAAUAUACAUCUUUGUAUUAAAGGGGAGUAGAAUUCUUCCAACCUAUGUCAGAAAGAGUAAUCUGUUUGAAUCGAAGGAGGGCUGUCUUGUCAAGCAGAGUGUUUUAUGCAACAUGCCCUGGAAGUUUGCAUCAUCUAUUUGUGAUUCCGUGAUUUAGCAUGAGCACUUUGCUAGCCUCCAGCCCCACAGAAAUGAUAAAAUGAUCUUUAUUCUGCCAAAAGAGUUGAAAUUACCUCACGAUGAAGAGUGGAACAUGUCAUGGUUCUCCUGCUUCCUUUGGUUGAUUUGUCUACUCUACAGGGUUCUCACUUCGCCCAUUUUGUUUUAUCCAUGUCCCCUUAGCAGAGCUAUACCCUGAUAUUCUCCACAGAGUUAACAUAGCAAUUAUGCCUUAGCCACCCAAACCUGUUGCACUAUUUCUGAAGGGAAAGCCAAUCAGCUCUUGGGAAUAUGGCUCUGAGAGCUUCUGGUUGGUUGGUGUAUGCCGUGUUAUGGGAAGAGUUUAUACUGUUACAGGAACCAAAGCAUAUGAGCCUCCCCUAAUAAAUAAAAAAAUGUAUUUCUAUAAUCUGGAAAAACAAUUACAUUUAUAUUGCAUGCAUUUUUUUAAGUAUAUAGGUUUUGUACAUUUGUUAUGUAUUUUUUACUUCUGUGUGUAUGUAAAUGUAAACAUUUUUAAUAUCUUGGCAUAAUGUAAAACAAGUUUUCCUUUGAAUAAGCACAACAUAAAUGUUAAGCUUUUGAUGUCUGCAAAAGGCUUAAGUGUUGAAUUCUGAUAUGAAACUAUGCACAACUGAAGUAUUAGCUGUUGAAAGCAGCCUGCUUAAUGCAGGAUUAUCAUUUCCUGGGGAGGCAGGUUUGUAUGUUGACUUUUGCUCAAAGCUCUGCAUUCUUUCAAUUAUCUCAGUAAAUUUGCAGAUUGUAUUUUUAUUUAUUUUUCAGUUUUUUAUGCAUCAUAUUGUGAGUUUGCACAUGUGACAUAUUCCAGAAAUAUUGUACUAUUCCUUAUUUUGGGAAUUGUGAAGGUGUGAAUGUGUAUGCAUAAUUAAAUAAUUUGACCAAUUAAGUCAGAAAAAUCCAUUUUAUCAACUGUUUGCAAAGGUGAGCCUAAAGGUCAUCACAAAACUUGGUACACCCUAGUUUAAUUUUUCCAUUGAAUGCUAAUUUACCAUCAUUGAAUCAGCAGAUUUCUGAAUCGGUAUACCCCAGAUAUGCUCUAAGAGGACAGAGAUAUCUGAUGGCUAAAAUCUGAUGACAAAUGGCUCCUAUUAGACAACUGGAACACAACUAGUGAUGUUCUUUAUUUGGGAGUUAUCUUUUAUGCUGCAAGAGAUACAUUAGCAUGCACAACUUGGCAGAACCAAGUAUUUACAAAAAUAUGCAGUGUGAAUUGAGUUGUGAUUUGCCAAAAAUACAUAUUUUUUUCUAAUCAAGUUUUCUAUUGCUAUAUGGUAUGUUUUCUUAUUGGUGUUAAUUUUCAGAAAAUGGCAUUUCUCUGAGGGAGAGGAGGGGAUGACUGGGUCAAAUGUUUUUUUGUGAUGUUAUUUCAAACUUUUAUUUUAGGUUUUAUUAUUUUUAUAUUUUUAUAGGACUUUGUGUAAUGGUUACUAUACUCAUUGGGCCUCAUUCACCAAUAUCUUCCUGCAAAGGUUUUUCUUAAAUUUGUUCUUGAGAAAAUUCCUAAGAAAAGUCUACGUCAGAUUCACGGCGUGUUCUUAAACCGCAGAAUUGUUUGCAUGUGUUCUUAAAAUGAUGAAUCCCAUUGUCCUCGUAAGUGUAAAGCGCGUGCCAGUUGUUCCUAAUUAGCAUAGGUAAAUGUCCCGCCAAUCCCCAUAAAAGGCAUGAGACUGCAGGGCUGUGUGACACACAGAAAUCGAAAAGAAAAGUUGAGAGCGAAUGAAGUCAAUAAUGCCCAAACGAAAAUCUAAAGACGGUGGAGCACCAGACUCCAAACGUAAGAAAAACUUCAGUAGUUCUGAAGUGGAGGUUUUGCUGCGGGAAGUGAACAGCAAACGACCUGUCAUAUUUAGUAGCGUCAGUAGUGGAUAUAAAAUAACACAAAAAAGAUGCAUGGGAUGAUAUUACUCAUUCAGUGAACACUGUAUCCGGAGAAGGGCGCACAACUGAUGAAGUAAAAAAAUGGUUUGAUGUCAAAUCUGAGGCAAAAAUGUUAUGCAUUCAAAUGACAAAGCGCUUCUCCUCACAUUAAUACCGCUAAUUAAAUCAACUGGCAGUAAACUGCAUCGGAUUAAACCCGUCGCUGCACAAAAACAUUGCACAAAAAAUUUACUGCCAGUCAUUUUGGUGUCACCACCCUAGUGACGUUCUCUUCUUCAAAAUGUCCAUUUGUUUAAAAAGUGUUACUUACGUGCUUAGUUUGUAUUCAAAAUUUAAAUAUUUGCUUUUGCAUUGCUUUUGCAGGCCAAACAUUGCAUAAUUGAAACCCCCAAAAUAAAAGGUCACUACAAUGGUUUGAUUUUUAUCAUUUACUCCCGCUGAGGCAACCACCCACUGAGGCAGAACCUGGCACCUUAAUGCUUUGUAAAAUAAUGAAAAUAAUUACUUACAAUAAUAUUUUUAUCAUUUAUAAUAUUUUUAAUUUAAAUCCUAUAAUAUUAUACAACUGUAGAAUUGAAGAAAACGCAAUAACCAAUUAUUUUGCACAAACAUGUCAGCACUCAAAUGUGCGUAAGUGUGCUCUUGAGUGUGCAUAGAUUCUGUUCUUACCUAAGAACAAAUCCCAAAUAAGAAAACAUUGGUGAAUGUCAGAAUCUUUGUGAAAGCUGCAUAAGUGGGUUUUAAGAAGAAAAUUCUUCUUUAGAACGAUUGGUGAAUGAGGCCCAUUGAUGUUAAAUAUCAGACUAUUUUUUUAUGAUUCUGAAGUUUGUCAUCUAUCAUGAAAUGCUGCCACACAUCUGAAUUCCCCAGGCUCUACAUCUGAAGUGGUUUUGAAUCGUGAAACUACCAAGACACUUUUUGUUUCAGUAAGCAGCUCUAUGUCAAAAUGAGGUUGAUACAUUUUAGUAAUACAUUUCAGUUUCUGAAGUUAUUUAGAUCUUAUGUUAGUUUCCCAACUAAGUUAUUUGUACAAAUAAAAUCUAUUGUGAACAAUG
This is a messenger RNA of Anguilla rostrata (American eel), 7348 nucleotides long. RefSeq names its product TGF-beta-activated kinase 1 and MAP3K7-binding protein 2-like. Bases 769 to 2955 code for a protein of 728 amino acids. The transcript has 7 exons. The record is from RefSeq and is a predicted model, not a curated record. Gene Ontology annotation, molecular function: K63-linked polyubiquitin modification-dependent protein binding. Gene Ontology annotation, biological process: positive regulation of canonical NF-kappaB signal transduction; positive regulation of protein kinase activity. NCBI's taxonomy places the organism in Eukaryota, Metazoa, Chordata, Actinopteri, Anguilliformes, Anguillidae.